ACUUCCGGUUCCGGUCCGCGGAAUUGGGCUGAGGUCGCUAUGGAGGAACCGGAGAUGCAGCUCAAGGGGAAGAAAGGAUUGCUGUGGAUUUCAAGGACCUGGUACUGGAAGAACGCCUGGGGCGUGGCAAUCAUGCGUAUUGUGGCCUUGUUUAUGUUUACCCUUUGGGUCACAGACAAGUUCACUGAGAGCGUCUAUGUCCUGGCCAACGAGCCUUCUGUGGCCCUGUACCGGCUGCAGGAGCAUGUGCGCCGCUCUCUGCCCGAGCUGGCCCAGCAUAAGGCCGAUAUGCAGCGGUGGGAGGAGCAGAGCCAAGGAGCCAUUUACACGGUGGAAUACGCCUGCAGCGCCGUGAAGAACCUCGUCGACAGCAGCGUCUACUUCCGCAGCGUGGAGGGUCUCCUCAAACAGGCCAUCAGCAUCCGGGACCACAUGCACGCUGCAGCCCAGGGCCACAGGUAGUUCCCGGGACCGCCCGCCCCUGCUGCCCGCAGCCUCCUCGCUGUAAGGACCUCCGCCGCCCAGCCAGGAACUGCUGCUUCUCUCUGUUACACAACUCCCUCUCCUCAUCCCGCGGCGGCCCCUGGCUUCCUUUCUUCCUUUGGCAUCUGUAGCGGGAGAGCUCAUUCCCUUGGCACCCGGGCCCUUAGCUGUUCCGUGUGCUUGGCUCUGGGCCGGGUGCUGAGUUCACAGUGGUGAUCGACACAGGUGUGCUCAUGGUGUCACAGGGGACACACAGUGACCAGGUAAACAUGGAGCAGAGAGCAUUUCAGAUAUGUGCAAAGCAAGAAGAGGGAUGGGGGGCCUCUCUGAGCAGGUGGUAGAGGUGUGAGCAGCGGCCUGGAUGACAGUCAGGCGGAGGAGACCCAGGGAGGGUGUUCUGGGUGGGCCAGUCGUGAGGGUGAGGGCCCUGGGGUUUUGGAGGCAGGUGUGAUUGGAGCAGGUAAGCGAGGGCUGUCAGCAAGGUGGGCAGGGGCCUGUCAGACAGCAGGGAGGGCACCCAGAGUUGCAGGAGGCUUUGAACCGAGCACCAGACAGCCUAAAAAUGGAAAGCGCUUACAGCCCUUGCACACUGGGGAGAGGUUUUUGGAGAAGUAGCUGUUUUUGUUUUUGUUUCUAUUGUAAGUUAAUAAACACACAUUUGAACACA
Messenger RNA from Manis javanica (Malayan pangolin), 1150 nucleotides. RefSeq names its product Bprotein-1 related complex subunit 8 (gene BORCS8). The record is from RefSeq and is a predicted model, not a curated record. NCBI's taxonomy places the organism in Eukaryota, Metazoa, Chordata, Mammalia, Pholidota, Manidae. Gene Ontology annotation, cellular component: BORC complex.